AUGAGUGCCACGUCCAGGCACUGUGUGGAUGUGAGUGCGCAGUGGUGCUGGUGCGAUUGGGGUGCUGGUGUGGCAGUGGUGCUGGUGCGAGUGGGGUGCUGGUGUGGCAGUGGUGCUGGUGCGAGUGGGGUGCUGGUGUGGCAGUGGUGCUGGUGCGAGUGGGGUGCUGGUGUGGCAGUGGUGCUGGUGCGAGUGGGGUGCUGGUGUGGCAGUGGUGCUGGUGCGAGUGGGGUGCUGGUGUGGCUGUGGUGCUGGUGCAAGUGGGGUGCUGGUGUGGCUGUGGUGCUGGUGCGAGUGGGGUGCUGGUGUGGCUGUGGUGCUGGUGCGAGUGGGGUGCUGGUGUGGCUGUGGUGCUGGUGUGAUUGCGGUGCUGGUGGCCUAAUCAUCACAACCACCCACUUGCCCUCCUCCCCACACCUCUCAUCCUUCCUGGAUCGCUGGAAGCACCUCAAUGCCUCGCAGUACCCUGGACUCUCCAAAGAGACGCCAUCCCCAUACGCGCUCUCGUCCCACGAUGCUGUCACCCUCGUUGCACGGGCACUCCACUCUCUGCUCUACCCCUCCCCUCCUGCAUCGACCAACUCCUCCUCUCAUGCACUCAAGCAGACGCAGCAGCGGAAUAUAAGCCCCCAUCAGCAGAGUAUAAGCCCGCAGCAAGAGCGGCAGCAGCAAAAGAGAGUGCAGCAGCAAGCAGGGCAGCAGCAAGAAGGGGAGGGGGGGGCAUUCCAGCAGCUGGAGCUGCCGGUGCUGCCGUCCCUCCCCAACGGCACCCAGGAUGCCCUUGCCCCACCACUCACCCGCCUGCAACAAAGUGCAAUGGGACCGGCACUGCGGAAAGCUCUUCUCAAGACCAGCUUCGACGGGCUGCAGGGCAGGAUCGCACUAACCCCACAUGGCGACCUGGCAGAAAGCGAGAUCCGCAUUUUGAACAUCCAAAAACGGGCCCCCAUGGAAGUGGCCCUCUGGUCUUCCUCCCUCGGCCUCGUCCCCUCCUCCUCCCGCCCACCCCCCCAAUCUGCCCCGCCUUCCACCGCUUCCCCUGCUCCGCGCCCAGGGCCUGUCGCAGUCCCCAGCACACAGACUCCCAAUGCUCUUCCCAUCAUCUUCCCUGGAGGGCUCACCCAGGUGCCAGCAGGAUCAUUCCCCAAGACUCGCCUUCGAAUCGCAGUGCCGAAUAAACAGCAAUACAAGGAGUAUGUGAACGUGUCAGACGCCCUGGGCGAGGGCAACAGCCGCUUCUCAGGCUACUGCGUGGAGGUGUUCCGCCUGGCCGUUACGCGGUUACCCUACAAGCUCGACUACGAGUUUGUGCUGUACGGUGAUAAGGACCUCAGCUACACUCAGAUGGUGCUGGCUGUCGCCAACAAGACGUACGAUGCAGCAGUGGGGGACAUCACAGUGCUGGACUCGCGGAGCAAAGUCGUCUUCUUCACCUACCCCAUCCAGCAAUCCGGAUUGAGCGUGAUGGGCUACUCGCGGCCGUACAGCAACCCCUGGAUGGUCUUCUCUCCGUUCACGGCCUCCAUGUGGGCGGUCACGGCCGCCAUCUGCCUCACCACGGGGCUGCUCGCCAUGAUGCUGGACCGGCAGCGCACGCCCGACUUCCAGGGCCCGCUGCAGACGCGCCUCAUGACGGCCGUGUGGUAUGGCUGCCACACAUUCUUCUCCAUUCCUGUGUUCCGCAUCAGAACGACGCUCGCAAGGGUGGUCGUAUGUAUCUGGCUGCUACUGGCCUUCAUAAUAGCCAACUCCUACGUUGCCAGUCUCACCUCCAUCCUCACAGUGCAGAAGUUCCUUCCCCAAAUCCUUGACAUCUAUUCCGCCCUCACCAGCAAUUCACCCAUCGGGUACCAGCAGGGCUCCUUCGUGCACACGUACCUGCUGCAGCUCGGUGUUGCCCCUGACAAGCUGGUGUCGUUGGCGGGGGAGAGCGAGUAUGCAUCAUCGCUGGCGUCUGGAAGGGUGACAGUGAUAGUGGACGAGGAUCCCUACCUCAACCUCUUCUCCGCUGCCUUCUGUGACGGCGUGCAGGCGCCGCAGCCCUUCUCCAUCCUCAACCUCGCCUUUGCAUUCCCCAAGGGGUCGCAGGUGGGGGCGGACAUCUCUCAGGCUAUCCUCCAGCUGGCGAUGAAGGGGGAGCUGGAGCGGCUCAAGGAACAGUACUUGCAGAAGGACAAUAUGUGCGUUGACGAUGAGACGGCCUCGGCAGUGUUGACGGAGGUGAAUGUGCACAAGUUCACGGCGCUGCUCAUCCUCUACCUCGUUGUCUCGCUGCUCUGCUGCGCCGCCUAUGUGGGCCUCCUCAUCUACCGCGGUUACCGCUACCACCACCG
Closterium sp. NIES-65 is the source of this 2333-nucleotide messenger RNA. The record is from the annotation of a GenBank genome assembly. NCBI's taxonomy places the organism in Eukaryota, Viridiplantae, Streptophyta, Zygnematophyceae, Desmidiales, Closteriaceae.